Falco peregrinus (peregrine falcon) is the source of this 2973-nucleotide messenger RNA. It is a transcript of the gene TLX1, whose product is annotated as T cell leukemia homeobox 1. The record is from RefSeq and is a predicted model, not a curated record. The transcript has 3 exons. NCBI's taxonomy places the organism in Eukaryota, Metazoa, Chordata, Aves, Falconiformes, Falconidae. The coding region runs from base 759 to 1688 and encodes 309 amino acids. Gene Ontology annotation, cellular component: nucleus. Gene Ontology annotation, molecular function: RNA polymerase II cis-regulatory region sequence-specific DNA binding; DNA-binding transcription factor activity, RNA polymerase II-specific. Gene Ontology annotation, biological process: animal organ development; regulation of transcription by RNA polymerase II.
GUGUGCUCUUCUCUGCUGUCAUUCACUCGGCUCCUUUCAGCAUCCAGCCAAUGGAGAGUGAGGGCCUGGGAGCAGCAGGCCUUGGGUAGCGUGAUUGAUGGGCAAGCGGGGCGGCGGGGCGCUCGCACUCGCACUCCGCCGCGCUCCGCGCCGCUCCGCGGGGCUCUCGGCUCCCACCGCCCGCGGCGGCAAGGGGUCCCCGGGGCACCUGUGUGUGUGUGUGUAUGUGUCUGUGUGUGUGUCUCGGGUGAGUGGCUCCUGCCUUGGGGCCGUUGUGUCUCGGUGGCGUGGGAGCGCUGGGUCUCACCGGAGCGGGACCAGCGUGCGCGGGUCUUGCGGCUGUGCUGCUGGAGGCUCUUGGGUGCGGUGGGUGUGCGUGGCGCGGCUGUCCCCGCUGUGCAGCUCCUGUGCCUCGGCCGGGCACGGCUGGGGUGCGCUGGGCUGCGGGGUGGCUCAGCUCCUGUGCCAGGGCUGUGCAUGGCUCUGGUGUUGGGUCCUGGGGCUGAGCGCGUAGCUGCCGCGUCCCGGCUGUGCGCGGCUCUGCUGGCGUGUCCCGGGCUGCGCGGCUGCCGUGCCAUGGGACUCAGCGCGUAGCCGGCGCGUCCCGGCUGUGCGCGGCCCCGUUGCGUGCCGCUGCCGUGCUGCGGGGCGGUGCGGGGCUCUGCUGCCCUGCCCGGAGAGCGGGUCCGGCCCCGGUGCCCCGGGGCGUUGUGCGCGGCUCCCCUGCCGGGGCCGGGCGGCGGCUCCCUGGCGGCGGCAUGGAGCACCUCGGUGCUCACCACCUGCACCAAGGCCAAGCCGAGCCCAUCAGCUUCGGCAUCGACCAGAUCCUCAACACGUCGGAGCCGGGCAGCUGCAUGGUGUCGCACCCGCGGCUGCAGGACUCGGCGGAUUACGGGCUGGGCUGCAUCGUGGGCAGCGCCUACAAUACGGUCACGGGUGGCUACGGGGCGAGCGGCGGCGCGGCCGGCGCCUACACCGGCACCUCCUGCAGCAUGGGCGGCCUGCCCGGCUCCUACAACGUGAACAUGGCGGUGAGCAUGAACGGCAACACCUUGAGCUCGGCCGGGGGGGUGAUCCGCGUCCCGGCCCAUCGCCCGGUGGCCGGCGGCGUGCACCAGCCCCUCUCCGCCGCCGUGCCGGCGGUGAACGGCAUGAACAGUCUCACGGGGCUCACCUUUCCCUGGAUGGAGAGCAACAGGCGGUACACAAAAGACAGAUUCACAGUGGCCCUCUCACCCUUCACUGUAACACGCCGUAUAGGUCACCCCUACCAGAACCGCACGCCCCCCAAGAAGAAGAAGCCGCGCACCUCCUUCACCCGACUGCAGAUCUGCGAGCUGGAGAAGCGCUUCCACCGGCAGAAGUACCUGGCCUCGGCUGAGCGCGCUGCCCUGGCCAAGGCCCUCAAGAUGACGGACGCCCAGGUGAAGACCUGGUUCCAGAACCGGCGCACCAAAUGGAGGAGGCAGACAGCAGAGGAGCGGGAGGCUGAGCGGCAGCAAGCGAACCGCAUCCUCAUGCAGCUGCAGCAGGAGGCCUUCCAAAAAACCAUCAACCAGCCCAUCCAAGCCGACCCCAUCUGUGUCCACAACUCCUCUCUCUUCGCCCUCCAGAACCUCCAGCCUUGGUCUGACGACUCCACCAAGAUCACCAGUGUCACCACCGUCGCCUCUGCUUGUGAAUAAGGCUGGCACCCGCCGGCGGCACGUGCACCUUCUGCCGGUGGGGCUGUCCCCGGGGGGCCACGAGACAUCCCUGUUUCUCCCCGGGGAAGGCUGGCACCCAAUGGUCCUCCAGCCGCAUGUGCAUCCCACACGUCCAGCUGGGGAAACCCUCCACGAGGACUGAAUGGAAGGGAAACCACCCCAAAAACUCUCCCUGCCUGUGGGGUUGCUGGAGCAGCGGUGGUGUCUCGCCUCCCCCCAACCCUUUUGUUCUCUUGAAAGUCUCCAGCGCCGACCAUGAAGUUGCUGACGUGCUGCCAGACAAAAGCCCAGCCCUGACAGACACGGCUGCCAGCGUUUGCCCAGCUCAGGGAGAGAAAACUUCCUUUGGAUUAUGCUGGCAGCAGUGCAAAGCCUGGGGUUACCCUUAUAUAUCCGUAUAUGUAUAUAUAUAAAGCGUUUAUAUAUAUAUAUAUAUAUAUAUAUAUGUAUACUUUGGAUUGAUGGCUUGAAACAAAAGGAGGAGGCUCCCUGGAAAUCACAUCCCUGCUGUGAGCCUCCUUGGGUUGUCCGCGCAGGAGACAUUCGGGGAUGCAACAAAUGGAGGAAACAGCAGCAAUUUCUGCUUGCGCCAGAUGGGAACCCUUCAGAUCUCACCUCGCCGUCUCUCCUCCCCUUUUUCAUUAAUUUUUUCUUGCAAGGGGGAAUAAGAGAAGGAUCUGACAGACUCCUGAGGAUGGUAAAUAUGAUAUCUCAAUUGUAUGAAGAGCCCAAACUGUCCCCGGCUGCCACAGACUCCGUGCCCAUCAGCGUGUAUUUUAAUAAUGAGAAGACCUUGGUGGCAGUUUGUGGGGGUAAUGCAGUUUCUUUCCAUGGAUUAUUUCCAUAUCAUUUGCAAAAUAUUGUCCAAUGUUUUAUUUUACCUGUUUCCCUUUAGAAGGCAGUUCCUGACAGCAAAAAAUCAAUUUCACUCUCAACCGUUUAACUUAGUUGAUUCUUCAAUUGUACCAAGGGAAUGAGACACAAUUAAACAAAGCACUUCUUAUAGCAAAUGCCAGGAAUAUAUAGAUAUAUAUAUACAGUAUAUAUUUUUCAGUUACUUAUAAUCUAAAACAGCACUGCCAAUUUAAAGCAGCAAGUACAAACAAGCAAUCAGAAAACCUAUUUUCAGUGAGAUUUUUAAAGGCAUUCGUUCAUUUGGUUUUUUUAAGUUAUGCACUUAUAAGGCGUUUUAUGUGUAUUCAUUUUAUAAAGUGCUUGUGUAAUUUAUGUGGAAACGAAAAGGAAAAUAAAAAGAAAAAAAAUC